Messenger RNA from Ostertagia ostertagi, 324 nucleotides. Lineage: Eukaryota; Metazoa; Nematoda; Chromadorea; Rhabditida; Trichostrongylidae. The record is from the annotation of a GenBank genome assembly.
AUGGCUCGUGUAGCAGCUGAGCCAUUAGCGAGAAUGGCUGAUGAUGUUGAAAUGAACCGGCAUCUGAAAGAAGAGAUUCACGAGGAGGACCCAAUGGCAGUGAUGUUGAAGAGCAAGAAACGAAAGCAAGCGCUCAAUCGUGGAGAUCUGGUGUAUCCGACGUAUCAAGGCGAGUGUCCGCCAAAUCGCUUCGGAAUACGGCCCGGCUAUCGUUGGGACGGAGUGGACCGGUCGAACGGUUUCGAGGCGCGACUAGCACAAGCGAAGAAUAGAAAGAAUGCUCAAGAAAGAGAAUACUAUCAAAAUCUCCAGACGUAUGAGUAG